Messenger RNA from Brettanomyces nanus, 645 nucleotides. RefSeq lists its product as uncharacterized. The transcript has 2 exons. Gene Ontology annotation, biological process: late endosome to vacuole transport; endosome transport via multivesicular body sorting pathway; protein transport. The record is from RefSeq and is a predicted model, not a curated record. Lineage: Eukaryota; Fungi; Ascomycota; Pichiomycetes; Pichiales; Pichiaceae. Gene Ontology annotation, cellular component: ESCRT III complex; multivesicular body. Bases 1 to 645 code for a protein of 214 amino acids.
AUGUCAGGAUUGGAAACUUCAUUUUGGACUUAUACUAACAGGCAGCUUCUUGCAGAUUCACUUUUCCAGCUAAAAUUUACAGCUAAGCAGCUCACCAGACAAGCCGCUAAGGCGCGCAAAGAAGAGCAAAGAGAAAAGGGUAAAGUGAAGAAAGCUCUAAUUGAGGGAAAUAACGACAUUGCACAAAUAUAUGCGCAGAAUGCGAUACGAAAGGGUCAGGAGUAUCUCAACCUCUUAAGGCUUUCGUCCAGAAUCGAUGCAGUUUCCUCCCGGAUACAAACGGCGGUUACUAUGCGUAGUGUCACUGGAAACAUGGCACGUGUAGUGAACGGAAUGAAUAAGGCGAUGGAGACCAUGAAUUUGGAAAGGAUUACUAUGGUUAUGGACAAAUUUGAGGAGCAAUUUGAAGACAUAGAGAGUUCCACUAACUAUUACGAGACGGUUUCCAACGAGAUGAAUGCUACACAGCAGCCGCAAGAUCAAGUCGAACUUUUAAUGCAGCAAGUGGCUGAUGAAGCUGGUGUUGAAAUGAAGCAUAAGAUUAAUGACGCAAAGGUCGAUAACUUGAAGAUCCCGGAACAGAAGGAGGCUGUCGAGCAGUCUGAGGAUAAGUUGAGUGAGAGAUUAAGGGUUUUGAGAAACUAA